ACACUGGUUGGUCACAAUAACAUUUUGAGUCAUACGCACGUGGUUCAUUUCGAAUAUUGUUUUGAGUUUUGAAUUACGUGUUUGUUGUGUUGAUAAUUUACAGAUAGCAGGUCUGAUUAAGUGGUUUGGUACUACAUUAAGCGCUAUUUCAUCAUUUAGCUGUACAUCUGUAUCAAUGUUAAUCGUACUAUGGCAAACGGAGACUUAGGUGCUUGGCAAUUUUCAACAGAGAUACCCUUUGCCACGGAGAGACACGCAACUAUUGCCUACAAUUCAUUAAGGAUCGACAAGGAACCACGAAAAGGUGGGAUCACGCGAAAUAUUACCACCGACGGAAAGUUGUUAAAAGUUAACUGGGAAGCUAAAGAAGGAAGAAUUUUAAGAGUCUCAAUCAACUCUUUUUUCGAACUCCUGUUACUAGUUAUUGACACCAUUGAUCAGUUUGAUUUAGUUAACUAAGAUGAGUUUAUUGACUCGAAAAAGCAUUAAUUUUGUUUUAAAGCCUCAGGCAUGUUAUAUUGGUGGCUUACACUCAUGUACAAAUUUAAAACAUUCUUUUACCACCUGUCCUUUAAAGAAACUACAAGAUGUUCGUAACACUCAUACCUUAAGACGCAGUUUUUUCCAACCAUAUAACUUGAGACUUAACUUUUCAACCACCAGUAAAUCCAUUGACAAUAAUCGCAAAGGAGUCCUGACGAUGGAUGAAAUUUAUAAUCUAAUUGUAGAAGAAAAUGGGCGAGAUAUUACGGUUAUAAAAUUGAGCAAGGAGGCAAAUUAUGCCGACUAUUUUACCAUUGUAACUGCAAACUCUUCGCGGCAUUUGGUUCAUAUGGCGGAAACCUUAAACCGACUGUACAAAGUCCGGAAAAGUGAAAAUGACCCAUUCUGUCUUAUCGAAGGCAAAAGGUCAAGUCGUGAGUGGCAAUGUAUAGACGUGGGAAAUGUAGUCGUUCAUUUCAUGCUUCAAGGUAUGAGAGAUAAAUACCAAAUGGAAAAGUUGUGGCUGCUCGGUCCGAAGUAUGAUGAUCUAACAAGAGAAAUGCCAACAAUUGAUGAAAUGAUCAAACAAGCAACAGAACAAGGUCUACGUCUAAUGUCAACUGUUGGGGAAGAUCAUGUAAAUUUCCUUGAGGACAGUGAGAUUAUAAAUCCUUGGGAAAUAGCUUAUAAAGAAGAAACGAAUAAUUCAGAUACUGUUGAAUUUGAUGACGAUGAUGAAUAUAUUGUGUAACUCUAAUAUACAAAUGUUUCAUACUGAUUUACAAUAAUUCAACUGUAAACUUUUCAACAAAUUUAAUUAUUAUGCUACUUGUAUUUUUUAUUUGGAAGUGCUGCCCUAGUAAUAAGCCAUUUUUUGUUUCAG
This is a messenger RNA of Ciona intestinalis (vase tunicate), 1366 nucleotides long. RefSeq lists its product as uncharacterized. Gene Ontology annotation, biological process: negative regulation of translation; negative regulation of ribosome biogenesis. NCBI's taxonomy places the organism in Eukaryota, Metazoa, Chordata, Ascidiacea, Phlebobranchia, Cionidae. Gene Ontology annotation, molecular function: ribosomal large subunit binding. Gene Ontology annotation, cellular component: mitochondrion. The record is from RefSeq and is a predicted model, not a curated record.